AUGUCUUCUCUCUCCAACCAGCAGCCUGGUUCUCCGUUUUCGGAGUACAGCGAACUGUGUAAGGUCCCCUCCGUGGCCCCUGCCACCCAGGCCUGGGACUGGCAGCAUGGAGACAUGGGGCCCCCCAGGAGUUUCGGAGGGGCCACAGGACUCACAGAUGAGGACAAGCUGUGCUUCUUUGACGCUCCAGCAGGCGGUGGCAUGGAUGCGAAUCGUAAGGUACCCGGCAGGGGGGGCUUUCCUGGGUUAGACAGUGCCGGGGAGAGUCCAGAAAGCCCAGUGUCUUCCUCCCCCUCCCCCAUGGGCUAUGGGAACAACGGUGUCCUACUGCCCCCCGUACCUGGUUCCCCAGCCAGACGCAUGGACAUACCCUCGUCCUCUAGCUCGCUAAAACCAGGCCCAGACAGCACCGGAGCGUGGAACUCCGAGACCCUUCCACCCCAGAAUACUGGUGCCACUAAUUAUUGUGUCAUCGGGGUUGUCAAUGACAACUACCUGGAGAGGCAGGACGAGGACAGCAUGUCAGCACCAGGUGGCCGUCAAAUGGCCGAGGGCUCCUCGGAGGAGAAUGAGGAAGAAGAGGAGGAGGUGAAACUUGAGCCGUGUUUCAUGGGACGUGCUGAACAGCAGCGGAAGGCCAUGCGUCGGACCAUGUCUGAGUGUUCCCACCUCUCAGUACCUUCUAGCCUGGAGCUGCCUGACCAUUACCCUGGUGCUGGGCUGGACGAGUUGACAUCGUCCAUGGGCGCCGCGCGCCGCUCCCCCCACUCCACCAUGAAGCGCUCAAUGACGGUGGCGGACGACCAGGUGCCCCCCACCCUGUCCGCUGCAGGUGCCACCCGCUCCGACCUGAGGCAGGACCAAGACCCCACCUUAAACCUCUUGCCCUUCCCCCCAAUGAAAGACUGUGGGGGCACUUCGCCUCUAGAGGGCAUCAUGGAGGGGAUGGGGGCAGACAAGGAGCAGGACGUGCUGCUGCCUGUACCCUUCAGCAGUCAGGCCUUGAACGGGACAGGCCUGGGCAUGGGCACAAACCUGGGCAUUGGCUUUGGGGCGGGUAAGAGCACCAACCUUGGCACCGGCUUUGGUGAAAGCAUGGGUACCAACCCUUUCACCACACUGGAGGUAAACUCCAAUAAGAUGGACAAACCAGAGAAAGAGGAGAAGAUGGACAACUUUGAGAAGUUGGACCAAUUUAAGAUGCUCGAUAAACUAGACAAAGUGGAGAAGAAGGAUACGACUGCGAAGACUGAAGCGUCAGUGAAGGUGGAGUACGCAGUCCCACUGGACAAAGAAGAGAAGAUAGAUAAAAUGGACAAGGCAGAGAAAACAGAAAAGCUGGAGCCAACAGAUAAGGCAGAAAACACAGAUGAAGAAGAAAAAUCAGAGAAGAUGGAUAAAAUGGACAAGGACAAGAAGACUGACAAGGUAGAGAAGAUGGACAUGGUGCAAAAGACCGACAAAGAAGAAAAAACUGAGAAGAUGGAUAAGGAUGAGAAGACUGACAUGGUAGAGAAGAUGGAUAAGGUGGAAACACCUGAGAAGACAGAACAGAAAGAACAGAGUAUUGAAAAAGUGGAGAAGACCCCAGAAAAACAGGAGACAUCGGUGAAGUUGAACACAUUUGACAAGAUGGAAACACAGUCUGACAAGGAGAAGACAGCCCAUGUUGGAAAGGUAACAGUAACAGCUGAGAAACAAACAGACAGAGCAGAGAAGCCCACAGACAAAGUGGAGGAGGAGAAGACAGGGAAAACAGACAAGGAGAAGAAGACAGAUAAAACAGACAGGGAGGAGGAGGAGAAGAAGAAAAAGACAGAGAAAACAGACAAGGUGGAGGAGGAGAAGAAGACAGAUAAAACAGACAUGGAGGAGGAUGAAAAAUCAGAGAAAAAAGAGCUUAAAAGUCCUGAGAGGAAAACGGACAAGAUAGCAGAGACAGCUGAUAAGGCCAAAAAAACUGCAAGUAAACCUUCAACCAAUGGGAGCGGUGCUGCACCAAGCCGGGACCUGCCAAGUCCAGACAAGAAGAACAAGCCUGUUGCUGGGGCAACCAAACCGAGCACUGCUAAGCCGCGGCCGAUCUCGGCAGCAUCCGUCAGUGCUGCCGCCCCCAAACGCCCCACCCAUUCCUCCACCUCAGCCACACUCAGCAAAAAAACGCCCAUGCCCAAGGCCCCCACCCCCACCACUGCCCACAAGCGACCCUUGUCCGCAGCCAACCUCUCCACAUCUGCCGCCGCCAUCUCCACCCCUGCGCCCCGUGAGGUCAAGUCUAAGACCACAGAGAGACGUCCUCUAGUACCAAAGGCGACCACCACCUCCACGGCUCAAAUUGCUGCCCCCAAAAACGUCUCUGCUACCACGGCAACCAGUAAACCAGCCAUGGCGCCCCGCACCGCCACAAGCACACCCGCAACCAGACGCCCCCUGGCAUCAAAGACUGACAGCAAGCCAGGAGAGGAAAUCAAGCCCAGCACUCUGAAGUCAACAACAGCUGACUCCACCCGGCCCCGGACCAGCACCACCAAUGCCACCCCCCGUGUCCGCCCCACCACCACCAAACCAGCCCCCGCCCCCUCCUCCACAGUACCAGAGAAGAAGCCCCCUGGGCCCCGUGUCCCCCGUCCCACCUCUAACACCACCUGGGGCAAUGUCAGCGCCUCGGGGACCACCUCCCACCCAAGCACAACCCCCGCACCUGACAUCCGCAACGUGCGCUCCAAGAUCGGCUCCACGGACAACAUGAAGUACCAGCCCGGAGGGGGGAAGGUCUCUGGCAGGAGCGACGCACUGGGCCAAGGCUCCUCCUCCAAAGAGACCAGACAGGCCAAAGUUCAGAUAGUCUCCAAAAAGCUGGACUUCAGCCACGUCACCUCACGCUUGGGUUCCAAGGACAAUAUCAAGCAUGUUCCUGGUGGAGGGAAGGUUCAGAUACUCAACAAAAAGGUGGACUUAAGCAAAGUGACAUCAAAGUGUGGCUCCAAGGCCAACAUCAAACACAAGCCUGGAGGCGGCGAUGUGAAGAUCGAGUCCCAGAAAGUGAACUUCAAGGAUAAGGCUAAAUCCAAAGUGGGUUCAAUGGACAACCUGUGUCACGGGCCUGGCGGUGGCAACAUCGAGGCUGAGGGGGCCCAGGAGAUAGCAGAGGGGAAUGAGGUUCCCCCCAGUGAUACCCCAGUUCCAGCCACGGUGCCAGGACAGGCAAGCAGACCCUCCCGGGAGAAUGGGGUAAAGGAGGAUGCCCCCUGCCAGGGCCUCCAUGACCCCCAGGGCCUGGACUCAAGCAUCCCUGAGACAAAUUGAGUCUUUCAAGCUCAACUUCUGCUAGAACGCCUGCUCUCGCACGGAUCAAGGCGCCGACAUCAUAACCUGGCCAGCCCCAGACAACAGCCCCUCACACCUGCAACCCAGUGUCUCUCUCAAUGACUUCCUGGCCUCUGCCGGCUACCCCCAGCCCCCUCCCUCUUCCCCCCGCCAGGGCAUGGGGCAACGGCACACUAGCAGGACUCGGAUCAUGACCUUCAACCCCACACCCCAGUUCCAAACACCUCACCUUUCCUAUGAUCUAAUUCAUGUAUCAUGUUAUUAUGCCUACCCUGCGCUACCUACCUACCGCUGUCCUGUUCCCAUUGGCUGAGCUGACAUUGUACAUACAGUAGACCAAGCUUCAGGCAGGGUGGGAUAUCAAUGGGAGGGUAACGGAGGCUUGCCAUGUUCUCUCUGAUUUGUCUGGUUGUGCUAAUCUUGUAUUAAUGUGCUCGGAGGACUUUCCUAGGAUCAUGGUUUUCCGUUGGUCCCUCUGAUCAGGUGAUGGGAGGGGCGAUGGGCUGUGUUGUAUAUGAACCUUUUCCUUCCUGGCUUUCUGACAACAGCGCUAAUUUUAGAUCAUGUUUCCUGAUCUCUACAAGAGCAGAACAUGGCAGUCACAGUAGCAGACGCCAGUCAUGUCCAGUAUUACAGUACGUACUAGUGCCGUUUUAGUGAGAGCGUAAUCUACCAGGCAACAGCGGCCUUGAACAAACCUGUUUGCUUCGUACAGACACCCCCAUAGACACUACCCAAUGGGAAACCCUCCUAGACUCACCUGUGGGUUACGUACGGAGAGUAAUAUGUGUGUAGCACCCAUGUAGGGCUGCCGUGUGUUCCCAAUAACCAUUGAUUAUGCACUCAGUAUUCACUAACCAUCGACUCACUCACUGGUUCACCUCCCUCCUCUCUUCACUGUCCAUCAUCAGAGCAUUUGAAACUAGUAGACUGUUUGAACAGUAGGCUAUUUAACUCUCUUUAAUCUACGUGUUUGUGAUGGUGUGUUUGAGUGAAUUCUGCUGUAACAAUGAGCUGUGGUGUUCUGUUCCGUUUACUCUCUCUCUCUCUCUCUCUCUCUCUCUCUCUCUCUCUCUCUCUCUCUCUCUCUCUGUCUCUCUAUCUCUCUCUCUCUGUCUCUCUAUCUCUCUCUCUCUCUAUCUCUCUCUCUCUCUCUGUCUCUCUCUCUCUCUCUCUCUCUCUCUCUCUGUCUCUAUCUCUCUCUCUCUCUCUAUCUCUCUCUCUCUCUGUCUCUAUCUCUCUCUCUAUCUCUCUCUCUCGACUUUGGUUUAUUUUCCUCAUCUGUUUUGGUAAAGGUUUUUCUCAUCGUUUCCUUCUUUAUUCGUUUUUCUUUCUCGUACAAGCAAUACGCUGGAUGGUCUAUUUACUGUUAGGACUUUUUUUUUUUUUAAACAAAGGCACACAGUCAUGAAGACGCAACUCUGUUUAGGGCUUUGAGACCGAGGAAGCAUGUUGGGAAUGUGAGGAGGGAGAUAAAGACGGAUAAGAACAGAGAGACAACGAACACUGAGGCGUAGUGAAAAGACGUGUCCACUUCAGUGUGUUAAAAUAACAAUGUGAUGACAGUGGAACAUUCGAUGUUCAAAACAGUUUGCGUAUAUAAUAUGUACAAACUGUUCUGAACCUUGAAUGUUCCACUGUCAGAAUAGUAGUCUGGGAAAGGUGAAGAAAGUUUGGAAGCUUUUAUUUUGAAUACAGUACAAGGGACUUGUGUGAAGAUGAGUUAUUUGAAGGGAAGGGUCUUGGAAAUUGGUGGAGCUGUGUGUCUUGUACGUGCCUCCUGUCCUGUUUACCUGAACCUGGGAUGGAACUCGGGCUGGAAGCUCAAGCUGAUGGGCCCUUGUCCCUGGAGAGUAACAGACCCGUCAUGCCGCCUGGUGGCUCUGCAGUCUGAUUAGGAUUUACAAUAAUUCUAUUUUGUAACUAAUCCUUGUUGUUGUUCCAUUUCAGCUCUUUUCUGAGGGUUCUGGUCAGAUGUGUUUUGACAGUUAUAAGUGGACUAGCUGAAGGACUUCUUUUGUCAGGCUAUUGGCAGUGGAACAUUCGAUGUGGCUUAUUGUACAUGUAGUAAUGUAUCCAACGAUUGCCUCCAAUUGCUUUAUUUUAGUGCAUGGCCAGGUAAUAUCAUGCCCAGAGCAGAAAGCCUAUGUGCAUUAAGACUUGCAGUGUUGUGGUUCAGUAUAUUUGUCCUUGGGGGGCAAAUCAUAGUCAGUGGUUUAUCUUUCCUUAUUAUUGCGUUCUUUGCUUUAGACAGUGGGCAGGAAGAGAGUCAGAGGCUGUCAUUUUGCCUGAAAAUUCUAUUGCAGUUUGGUAUAUAAAUCAGCUAUAUGUUCAUCGGGUUUAUUUGUGUUGGACUCAAAAUGAGGACAGUACAUCAAGUAAUGUUUUUGAGUAAUGAUCUGUUCCCCCCCCCCCCCCCCACGCCCCGCUAAUUCAAGUCAAAAUGUAGACCUCCUAAAAGUAGCACCAACACUCCAAAAUGUGCAAGAAUAAUACAACUGACAUUUUUUAUAUCCUCUUAAAUCAGAGGUAUGGAAACUAUUAAAAGCACCUUAAAGGCUUGAAUAUAUCAAAGAGGGUUCACCAUGAUGGAAAUGUGUAUUUGAUUGAAGCUAUCCCUGGAUAUGUCUGCAAUGCGUAGGGGCCACUUAACCAACACUGUUAAGGAGCUUAGCACACUCCUGUACAGCAUAGAACUGUGUUUCAUAUUGAUGGCCUCCCAUUUUGCACCUAGGACCACCAUGAAAUAUUGUUUGAGGGUAACAAUCUUUUGAGAUGUGUGGAAUAAUCCCCAGAGCCAAAUGUUUUAAGAAAAUAGAUGUUAUUGUUAUCAACAAUAUUUUAAACCAAACCAAUAUCUUGGUUUGUAGAUAUUGAUAUUUGAGAGGUUUGUCGUGCAUCAGAGGAGCGCCUGCUGAGGUGGAUCGUAGUAUGGCCUCUGGUGCCACGUUCCUCUUCUGAUGGGGACAUGUCCUCCUUGUGCCUGUCCACAACCACUUUUACUAUCACUUUCACCCCUGGUCUUCAUGUUCUCUUUGAGAUCUCACACGUUUUUUUUAUUUUAAUAUAGAUUUUGACUGUUUACACACUAUUUCGCCACAGCAACAACAACAAUAUGAAAACAACAAUUGUGUGUGUGUGGGGGGGGGGGGGGGGGGUGUAAUAAGGAUGUUAAGUAUAGCUUUUAUGUUCAUCUACCUUUAACAGAUUUAAUGGUAAUGAGUAAUAUUAAUUAUUAUUAUUAUUGAGCAAGUCUACCUUUUUUCCAAGAAAAGGGCUGCUGAAGUGAAAGAAUGUUCUGGAGGUUUAGUGUACUAAAGAAACAACACUUUUUCUAUGUGUAUUUAUCUUGUGUAUUUAUCUUGUGUUCCCAUUGGUGUGUGGUUGUGUCAGUGGGGGAGUGUUAGAGGGCUUGUGGAAGGCAUAGUAGGGUCUGGUCCAGUUUGUGCAUUGCUGUCUAUUGAACAGCCUUUCUUUCACAAAUUGUAAGAAAUUUGUUAACUUUCACAUAACCUUUGUCCAUCCCCACAACCCCAGUCUUAAGAAAUUUAAAUACUGUUAUUUACAGGAAGGUCUUUUUAGAUGUGAUUUUGACAUUGUAGGAUACAGUGGACGACCUCGCGUUGAUUUGGAAACAAGAUACAUGUAACAUGAAAGGGAUUGAAACUAAUAUGUAUGAAUUGCACUGUAUAACAUACAAAAUGCGUGGAAGAGGGAUUAGAAAUCAGAGUUUGUAUCGGGUCAUUUAGUAACAUAGUUCUGCCCUGGAGUAUCAUGGAAAGCUCCACGUCCUAACACACCUUUGUGUAAGACUAACAGCAGCUGUCAGGUUUGGCUUGUGUUAUACUUAGAGUUCUCCAGUGAUGCAACAAUGAGCUCCAUAGAUCUGCUUCUAGCUGUUAGCACACACAAAGUGUACUGAUAGAAAACACCUACUCAAGAGCAGAAACAAUUGGGAUGUGUUAGGAUGACUUAUGUCAAUUUAUUUUAUUUUAUUUUUGUUUUUUCAUUCAUUUAGAAUUUAUUUUUUGGGUUUUGAAAGAAGUGUUUGUUGUGGUUAAUUGUUCAUUAGUGAUGUGAUGAUUAAAAAUGUAAUAAAAUACAAAUGUUUAAGAUA
Messenger RNA from Oncorhynchus kisutch (coho salmon), 7444 nucleotides. Its product is annotated as microtubule-associated protein 4-like. The transcript has 13 exons. Gene Ontology annotation, molecular function: microtubule binding. Bases 1 to 3306 code for a protein of 1101 amino acids. Lineage: Eukaryota; Metazoa; Chordata; Actinopteri; Salmoniformes; Salmonidae. Gene Ontology annotation, cellular component: neuron projection. Gene Ontology annotation, biological process: microtubule cytoskeleton organization; neuron projection development. The record is from RefSeq and is a predicted model, not a curated record.